This is a messenger RNA of Colletotrichum lupini, 411 nucleotides long. RefSeq lists its product as uncharacterized. NCBI's taxonomy places the organism in Eukaryota, Fungi, Ascomycota, Sordariomycetes, Glomerellales, Glomerellaceae. Bases 1 to 411 code for a protein of 136 amino acids. The transcript has a single exon. The record is from RefSeq and is a predicted model, not a curated record.
AUGCCAAAACCAUUAUGCGUGGCUCUGAUUCGACAAGCUGGCUCUUGUUUCUUCGAUCAAGAGUCCCAUCCCGCCGUUUCCAUCACACCCAGACGUGCCAGACCGGCAACGACCGGCUGGAAGGGUGUAAGGGACCACGGAACGCUCCACUGGGCAAAGCGAAUAAGCAUCGCUCGGACAAAGUCUGUUUUCUUCGUUGUUGCUUUGAUGACUCGCGAAGGGUUGUUCGCUACCCGCCGAAAGCGAACGGACAUUCACCCGUGCUCGCCCAAGGUUUUCCUCUCCGUCGUGGAUGAGAAACAGGAGCAACUCAACUCAACUCAACGGCACGAACGGGCAGAAACAAAGUCAACGUUCCAUCGGUCGAUGUCGCUCGAUGGCAGAAGAACAGCGUCGGUCCUAUCACGGUGA